Molecule: messenger RNA, 4769 nt
Organism: Dioscorea cayenensis subsp. rotundata (Guinea yam)
Lineage: Eukaryota; Viridiplantae; Streptophyta; Magnoliopsida; Dioscoreales; Dioscoreaceae
Biological process (GO): regulation of DNA-templated transcription
Cellular component (GO): nucleus
Molecular function (GO): transcription coregulator activity
Source: RefSeq, a predicted model, not a curated record
CCGAACCGUUUCUCUCCCAACUCCGGUUCUUCUUUCUCUCUCUCGCUCGAUUGAUCGGUAGCAGUGUUUGCUCGAACCCUAGAAACCCUUCUCUUAAUCUCUCUUGAAUACCAAGAGCGAAGAUUUUUCCUGAGGAUCGGUGAAAUCAUGCAUUUAAUCGCGAAAAAUUAGCAAUUUGAAGCGGUUUAAGGUUUUGUAUUUCCCUUUCUCAUCCACGACGUAUGCCAUUGGUUUUAGAACCCUUCAGAGCAGAAUUUGGGUGUUUUGGUCAAAAUAGUAUUGCUGGUUCUCUUGCAAACUUGUAUUCUAGUAGUCAUGUAUAUGGAGCUAGAGGAGGAGGAUGAGGAAGAAGAUGUGGACUUUAAUCCUUUUCUUAGAGAAGAAACUCCUUCCGAGGCUUCUUCUGGUUUGAGUUCUGAUAAUGAAGGUCUAGUUGAUAAUGUCAGGAAAGAUAAUUCAAUCUCUGUGGAUCACCAGGAUGCUAAUGCAUCAUCAAUUCCAGUGGUUGGGAUAGAGAACUAUAACAGGGGUUCUGGAAAUGAAGAUGAAGAAGUUGUAAUGCAAGCAAGGAUAUCGCCAGAGGUGGUUCAUUGUGAAGUUGUUCGAGUUCAGUCGAUUCAACUGGAAAAUGUGCCUGGUUCUGAUGAUGCUUCCUGUAAAAUAGUGGAAGAAAUACCUGGGCGGACUUGCGAUCUAAAAGAUUCCCUGAAGCAAGCUAUUCAUAUAGACAGCGAAGAGGCUAUCUGCAGGCGUACAAGAGCUCAUCACUCCCUUGCACAUCACACACUCGAGGAAUUGGAGGCAUUUCUUCAAGAGUCUGAUGAUGAUGGUGACUUCCAAAAUGUCGAUGAUGAAGAAGAGUACCGCAAGUUUCUUGCUGCUGUUCUGCUGGAUGGAGCAGAGAAAGGGCAGGAAGUGCAGGACGAAGAAAAUAUAGAUGAUGAAGAAAAUGAUGCUGACUUUGAGCUUGAAAUUGAAGAGGCCUUGGAGAGUGAUGAUGAUGAAUGUAUCAAUAAUGAUAAAGAGUGGAAGAAGAAGAGAGAGGGAGAUCUCCAUAGACCUGAAACCAGGCAGAAGAAACGUCUGGAGGAAUCUACCAAAGAUAGAAAAAAUCUUCUGGGGCAAGCCAAGAUUCCACUGCGCCCUAUACUGCCAUUUGUACCCAACACACAUAUUUCUCCAUACCCUCCCCUUGGGUGGCAGUUCUCUCCUCCUGGAGGCUUUUCUCAAUGCUCAUCAUCCUUUUCUGGUGCUGAUCUUAUCAAUGGGUUUACAGCUCAACAAAUAGGCCAGCUGUAUUCUUCAAUAUAUGAGCACACCCAACUUCUUAUUCAAACCUUCUCAAUUUCUGUACUUGAUCCUUCUAGACAGCAAGUUGCAAGUGACGUUAAAAAUAUGAUUUUAGAGAUAGUUGAUAAAUGGGAAGAAGCAUUAACACUUAGGAAAACACCAUAUCCUAAUCAAUGCUUUCAUUCUCUGCAUCUUCAUUUCUCACUGAAUCACAAUGGCAAUCAAACUGCUAAAUUCUCAGAUUGGACACCUUCAAUGGAUAUCCCUGUGCUGUCUGUUCUUGAUGUUGCUCCCCUUAAGUUGGCCAAGAAUUACUUGACUGAUGUUUCAGCCACUGUGUUGAGAUACAGACAUCUUCAUGUGGAAGAUGUGGCUGAUAAAAGCCAUUUCACAAAGGAACCUCUUUUUCAGCUGCCUUUGUGUGAGCCUUCCGGUGAAAGAAAUGAUGUUGUUAUUGAAGAAACUGCUAUUGCAUCUUCAAGUACAGCUUCUUCACAAUCAUCAGGGCUGCCGCAGCCUAAAAAGACAUUGGCUGCUAUGCUUGUGGAAAACACAAUGAAAGAGCCAGUCGCUCUUGUACCAAAGGAUAUCGCUAAGUUGACCCAAAGGUUUUACCCUUUAUUUAACUCAGCCUUAUUCCCUCAUAAACCUCCUAUACAAACAGCUGCCAGUCGUGUGCUUUUCACAGAUGCAGAAGACAGAUUAUUGGCGAUGGGAAUAAUGAAAUAUAACAAUGACUGGGCAUCCAUUCGGCGGCACUAUCUUCCUUGUAAAACUGAUCAUCAGAUUUUUGUUAGGCAGAAAAACCGUAGCUCAUCAAAAGCACCAGAGAAUGCGAUAAAGGCUGUUCGCCGUAUGAAGGCAUCUCCGUUGACUCCUGAUGAGCAAGCUCGAAUUUAUGAGGGUCUGAAAGUCUUUAAGCAUGAUUGGUUGUCAGUUUGGAAAUUUUUUGUUCCACAUAGAGAUCCAUCUUUGCUUCAACGUCAGUGGCGAAUGGCUACUGGAACACAGAAAUCAUAUAAAAAAUGUGAAGCUCGUAAGUUGCAAAGACGACUGUAUGAAGCAAAAAGAAGGGAACGCAAGGCCUCCCUUGGUGAACGUCAACUUUCAUCUGGAAAGGAGGUUGAUAAUGGAUUAGAUAAUAAUGCUGAUGCCAUUGAUGAUGAAGAUGAAGCUUAUGUUCAUGAAGCAUUCUUGGCAGAAACACAACCUGGAAGCUACAACUGCAUGCCUUCUGAUGGACGUGGUGAUUUUCCAAGGUUAAGAGGAGCUACCAAUGAACAUGUGGCUUCCCCCUUGACCCUGAAUAAAUUUUCUCAUUCUUCUGAUCUCGGAGGUGGUAUGUCUCAGACUGUAUUGUUAUCCAAGCAACUGCCUUCUAAAUUGAUUCCCAAACCUUCUAGAAAGCAAAUGGCCUCCCUAUCAUGUCAAACACAAAAAAGUAAAGGUGUCCGAUUAGUUAAGUUAGCACCUGGCUUGCCUCCUGUUAACCUACCUCCAUCUGGUCGUGUGAUUUCUCAGUCAGCAUUUAAAAGUUACCAGUGCAGAUCAGUUCAUUCUAAUGUUGGAAGUAACAUGACAAAAACAGCUGUUUCAUCCGUUCCUCAAGUGGUUAACGCAGGACCAACAGCAUCAAAUCUUGAGAAGCACAAAACAAAUUUCUCAGAUAAUGACCUCGUAAUUGGAUGUCGACAAGAUGGGAAAACCCAUGCAGAUCAGUCUGUUGCUGAGGAGAACGCUUCUGAAUAUGACCUCCAUAUGCAUCCUCUACUGUUCCAAACCUCUGAAAAUCAACUUUCUCUGUAUUAUUCUGUGAAUUGUAAUGGGACUGCUUCAAGUACAUACAAUUUUUUCCCUCCAAAUUCUCUUCAGUUUGACAAUAAUCUCCUUCAAGGUCAGCAUUUUCUCAGGCCAGUUGAUGAAGUGCCUUCAAGUUUAAGUACAAUCGACUUUCAUCGCCUCCUGCAAAGAACUGAAAACUUAAACCAUGAUGCGGCCAUUCAGUCAUCAGGUGAGCUGUUGUCUGGUAACUUGCAGUUAGUACAGCGCAACUAUGAUCACGUUGCCGGUCCAUCUAGUUGCAAUUUAAGACAAGGCAUGGCAAAUGAUGAUCACGUGGUGAUGAUUUCAAAAUCUCCCAGUCAUGGUGAGAAGGAAAAUGACAUUGACUUGGACAUUCGGUUAUCCUCAUCAAAAGAUGCAGAAUCAACGAAAAGAAGGAGAUACAGAAGUGAAGGAAGUAUUGAGGGUAAUAGGCCUACAGAUGAAGAACAGGAUAGUAGAAAACAGCUUACACACGAGUUUCCUAUGUAAGGCGUAAGAGAUAAUAGUUCUGAAAGAUUAGAUCCAUCUGAUUCAUCUUUUUCAAGAGAUUGCACAAUGAACGCCAAUUCUUCAAAUAUUGGACUGACGAGCAAUGGUGAUGCAUAUCAAUAUGAGGAAGGCACCCACUUUGAAGAAUCCAUUCCAGAUAUAAUAAUGGAACAGGAAGAAUUGAGUGAUUCUGAAGAAGAAAGUGAACAUGUUGAGUUUGAAUGUGAAGAGAUGGAUGAUUCAGAAGGGGAGGGGCUGGAUCAUGAACCAUCCACUGAAGUCCAGAAUAAGGAGCUUCCUACACUCAAUGCGGACCAAGACACCCACACCAUCCGGGAUCUUAAUCUACCACCACAUCAGCCACCACCAUUAACUCAAGUAUCAGUUGCCAAUGACAACAAGCGAACAAGUAAGGGUGAUAUAUGCCCACUUUCGUGUUCAGCUAGUUCCUCCAAAUCAAAGCCUAAGCGCCAAAAAAUAAAUAAGGAUCAUGCUUGCAAGAGUUCUCCAAGUGCACCCAACUCUCGUCCUACAAGAACAAGCAAAAAACGCAAUCCGGAGAAUUCGAACCUGCAACAUCUCGGAGCUCAACAGCCCCAUUUACAGAUUCCAGGUGAGCCCAAUAAUACAUCUGUAUCCAAAAAGGCUAGAAGACUUUCUCUUCCCAAGUAGACAUUUCAAACAUGGAUCAUUCAAAGCUUAUUUAUGCCGUCAUUUUUGCCCGGUCAGUAUUAGAUGUUCAUAGAUCUGUUACCUGAUCUGGCCGGCAAGUGAUGCUUUUUAUCGGGUUCCUUCCAUCCUCAUGAUGAUGAUAGAUAAUGUAGGCUGCCAUCCAGAAUUCAGGUAUGGCUUCUGAAAACAGACUGAUUGGCUGGUGUUAAUACAUGCUGUUAUUCAUUAACUAGAAGUAAUAGCCAUGAUUUAAUGUAGAAAGUAUAUUAGGCAGCUAACAAAAGAGGGCACUUUAGUUUAUGAAACCAAAGGAAGGAUAUUAUUUUUGUGCAUAUAAUUUCUGGAAUAUAAAGUAUAUGUCCCAAUCACUAUUCCUUUUUGUCUCAGGAAUAAGUUAAAUUUUGUGAUGUUUCUUGUGUUCAAAUAAUUUGUUGGAAUGUCUUAUCUUUAGGUAUUUUUCGUGUUAACGGUUCAAAAAAUUUAUAUUUUGUUUA